AAAGGAUCAGAAGUGAAGAAAGCAGAGAUUCUGGUGUUGGACUCUAAGAGGAGUAACAGCAUCAACAUCGGCAUGACCGUACUACCAGCUGUCCACGUCAUCAAGACCGCCAUCCUCAACUUUGACGAGUUCGCCAUCAACAAGGAGGGCAUCGAGAAAAUCCUGACGAUGACUCCUUCGGAGGAGGAGAAGCAGAAGAUCCAGGAGGCUCAGCUGGCCAACCCGGACGUCCCCCUGGGCUCAGCAGAACAGUUCCUUCUCACCCUGUCCUCCAUCAGUGGCCUCAGCGCUCGACUACAGCUCUGGGCCUUCAAACUCAACUAUGAAACCCUGGAAAAGGAGAUAGCGGAGCCUCUCUUCGACCUGAAACUAGGCAUGGAGCAGCUCGCCAAAAACAAAACCUUUAAGCGCAUCCUAGCAACGCUUUUGGCCAUUGGAAACUUCCUCAACAGUACCAGUGCUAAAGGUUUUGAGCUGAACUACCUGGAGAAGGUAACUGAGGUGAAGGAUCUGGUCACAGACAGUCUCUGCUUCACCACACCUGUGGAGUUUGAGCAGCUGUCAGAUAGCCUGGUUCAGCUGGAGAGGAAGUGUAAGACAUCGUGGGACAAUCUAAAGGUGAUGUCGAAACACGAGACCAAGGCCCUCCUGAAGAACAGGUUGACAGAGUUCCUUAAAGACUGUACAGAGAGGAUCAUUAUCCUGAAGGUGGUUCACAGACGCAUCAUCAACAGGUUCCAUUCCUUCCUGCUGUACCUAGGUCAGCCAUCCUACUCUGUUCGGGACACUAAGGUGACCCACUUCUGUAAGAUUAUCAGUGAGUUUUCUCUGGAGUACCGGACCACCAGGGAGAGG
Molecule: messenger RNA, 855 nt
Organism: Oncorhynchus gorbuscha (pink salmon)
Lineage: Eukaryota; Metazoa; Chordata; Actinopteri; Salmoniformes; Salmonidae
Product: FH1/FH2 domain-containing protein 3-like
Biological process (GO): actin filament network formation; cortical actin cytoskeleton organization
Cellular component (GO): cytoskeleton; cytoplasm
Molecular function (GO): actin filament binding
Source: RefSeq, a predicted model, not a curated record